This is a messenger RNA of Hyaena hyaena (striped hyena), 1102 nucleotides long. RefSeq names its product serine rich single-pass membrane protein 1 (gene SSMEM1). Lineage: Eukaryota; Metazoa; Chordata; Mammalia; Carnivora; Hyaenidae. The transcript has 3 exons. The coding region runs from base 60 to 794 and encodes 244 amino acids. The record is from RefSeq and is a predicted model, not a curated record.
UACUUGCCAGUCAUCUUCAUUCCUUUGAGCAUGCUUUAUUUCCAGAGCAAGAAGCCAUCAUGGGAGACCUUUUAUCCUUAUUUUGGGAGGUGGAUCCUCCCCCUCUACCUUUAAGUUUUACUCUCCCAAAUCAGGAUUAUGAAUGCCAGAAGGAUGACUCUUGUGGGGCAAUAGGGAGCUUCCUGCUUUGGUACUUUGUCAUUCUAUUGGUCCUGAUGUUCUUCUCGCGGACUUCUAUCUGGAUGUCAGAGAAGAAAAGGGAUGAGGACAGUGGGGCCAGCACCUCGGUCAGUAAAGCAAGCAAAGAUAGUUCCUUCAAGCGGCAAAGCAAAGGUGGUGACUGGGACUCUUUACAAAUUAUGAAAAAACCAAAGCAGAGCCAAUUCACCCCUGUAACUGACUCAGAAGUGGCUUUGGUCAAUGCGUAUCUUGAACAAAGACGGGCCAGGCGCCAUUCUCAAUUCAGCCAGAUGACUCAGACCCAACAGGAUAGUGAUAGUACUGAGUGUGACAGUGAAGAAUCUAACUCCGGAGCCUCCUCGUGGAAGGAGAGUGAAAGCGAACAUCACCCAUCACCAGCUAGUAUUAAGAAGAGGAAAACAGCUCAGAGGCAAAGGAAUGUGGGAAGUUACCAAGUCAGGGAAAGGCCUUGCCUCCACUGCAAAGCCAUGAGAACCAAUGAAUGGUUGACACGCCAUUUCCUUCAAAAUACUUCAGGAACAACCCUCACGAAGGCAGAUAUUCAAGAGGAAACUUGUGUACCUGACAGUAGCACAAAAUGCAGUAAAUUUUGAAUUUUAUCAUGUCCUUACCUUACUUGAAGCCAAAUGAAAGAGAUGAAUAAAACACAAAAAAUCACCAGAUCUCUAGGUGAGGAGGCUUUUACAAUGAAGUCUCUCUACUAACAACAAAAACAUACUUGGAACCGAAGAGGUAAAAUGUCAGAUAAUCCUUUGUCCAAAAACAGGCCAGUGAAUUUGUUUAUGGCCCCAUUAGAACCUCAAAGAUCUGCAUCUACUACGGUUUUUUAUUCAAAAGAGCGGAAGACCUAUUUUAUUCCUCACAUACAUGUAUUUUGUUUAUAUCUAUAAUACAAAUAAGG